AUGGCUGAAGGCUCAGAGCUGUGGGACAUCAUUUGUGAUGGUCCACAUAGCCCCAUAAACAAAGAUGAAACUGGUUUGGCAACCACUCCUAAAACAAGGAAGGAAUACACUGAGGCAGACAAAAAGGCUGUGGAAAAGAACUAUAAAGCAAAGAAGAUUCUUGUCUAUGGUAUAGGAGCAGAUAAUUACAAUCGAAUAUCAUCAUGUACAACUGCUAAGGAAAUCUGGGAAGCUCUCCAAACUGCCCACAAAGGAACAACUCAAGUAAAAAACUCUAAGAUUGACAUGCUCGAGUUGUUCAAAAUGAAAGAGGAUGAAUUUAUCAACGAUAUGCACACUAGAUUCACCUCUAGAAUUAAUGAACUCAGCUAUCUAGGAGAGGUUAUCACAACUACCAAACCGGUAAGGAAGUUACUCGGAGUCCUGCCUGAUUCUUGGGACAACAAAAGUAAAUGCCAUCUAUGA
Molecule: messenger RNA, 465 nt
Organism: Lycium barbarum (goji berry)
Lineage: Eukaryota; Viridiplantae; Streptophyta; Magnoliopsida; Solanales; Solanaceae
Exons: 1
Coding region: 1-465 (154 amino acids)
Source: RefSeq, a predicted model, not a curated record